Messenger RNA from Plasmodium malariae, 450 nucleotides. Its product is annotated as conserved Plasmodium protein, unknown function. Bases 1 to 450 code for a protein of 149 amino acids. NCBI's taxonomy places the organism in Eukaryota, Apicomplexa, Aconoidasida, Haemosporida, Plasmodiidae. Gene Ontology annotation, cellular component: nucleolus; exosome (RNase complex). The transcript has a single exon. Gene Ontology annotation, molecular function: DNA binding; RNA binding. The record is from RefSeq and is a predicted model, not a curated record. Gene Ontology annotation, biological process: maturation of 5.8S rRNA; regulation of gene expression.
AUGGACCUAAAUAAAAAUGAUAAAUCUACAGGGUGCAAGAAAAAUGUGAUUUUAGAAGUGAAAAAUGAUAAUAAACUAGAAAUUUAUGAAAGCCUAUAUCUUACUAUUAGGGAGUUUGAAAAAGAUUUUGGAAUAUUAAAUACAAAUUAUUCUCUAAAGGAUUUGGAAAAAGUGUUAAACCCUGUUGAAUUUGCUGAUUUUAAUUCAUUUCUUGCUUAUUCUAUUUGUUCUAUAUUUUAUUGCUAUUUAAAAAUAUCUGGUGACUUUCUAAAUAAUCACCCCAUCAAAACUAAAUUAAAAAAUGUCCAAUCAUUAAUGAAAGAAAUAAAAGAAAAAAUUAAAAAUAAUAGUGAAGAAAAAAGAUCUCUUACUAUUAAUAAAGAAGCUUCGAAAAGAAUAAUAGAUUCUUGCGUUUCGUAUAAUAAGGAUUUAAAAAAGAGAAAAUAUUAA